CUCACCACACAUCAUUCAUAUCAAAGAGCUCAGCUCAUCAUGUACUCGAAAUUCUGGCCCAAGGGUGGUAUCCCCGGUAUCCUCCACCACUUCACCGAAACCCUUGUUACCUUCGAAUACACAACGGGUCAAGUCCGCCAACCACACAGUCUCCUUUUCGUGGGCGGGUUAGGCGAUGGCAUUGGCACCACCUCCUACGUCGCCGACAUGGCGAGCGCGAUGGCGCAGAGCGAAUUCUCCAUCUUCAUGCUCAACCUGACCUCCUCGUACAACUCGUGGGGGCUGGGCCACCUGGACCGCGACACGAACGAGAUCACGCAGUGCCUGAACUACAUCCGGGACUACAAAACCGACAAGUACGGCAGCCCAGGCAAGAUUGUCUUGAUGGGCCACUCGACCGGCAGCCAGUGCGUGCUGCACUACCUGCACCGGCCCAACCCAUUCACGACCAACCACCGGUUCGACAGCGAGCUCGAGCAUCUGGAGCGCAUGCCGCUGGACGGCGCCAUCAUGCAAGCGCCCGUCUCCGACCGCGAGGCCAUCCAGUGGGUCCUGCACUGGGGGUUCAACGGCAAGACGCCCAGCGAGGUGAAGGCGGUCUACGACCAGGCCGAAGCGAUGGCGCGCGAAGCCCUGCGCGACAAGGACCCCAAGUUCGACACCAUCCUGCCGCUCGAGGUCACCGCCAACAUCUGCUACGGCGCCAACGUCCCCAUCAGCGCCCGUCGCUUCCUGAGUCUCGUCAGCCCGGACAGCCCCGCCACCCCGCAGGAGGACGACCUGUUCAGCUCCGAUCUGAGCGACGAGCACCUGAAGACGACCUUUGGGCGCAUCCGCGACUCCGGUCUGCUGCGCCACCGGCUGAUGGUGUUGUUCUCCGGCGCCGACCAGGCGGUGCCGGACUGGAUCGACAAGGAGAAGCUCAUGGCCCGCUGGCGCGACGCCACAAACCACAACGGCGAGGUGCAGAUCUGGGAUGAUGAGCAUAGCGGACUCAUCCCGAAUGCCUCGCACGCGCUCAGUAAUGAUGAUCAGGCGGAGCCGCGGAAGUUCCUGUGUGAGCGGGUGAUGAGUUACCUGCGUACGGUGGUGGAGAACUGAUAGAGGAUGUUUGCUGUUCUUGGUUUCUUUUAGCGUGCGUGUAAUGUUAGUGCU
Molecule: messenger RNA, 1155 nt
Organism: Aspergillus saccharolyticus JOP 1030-1
Lineage: Eukaryota; Fungi; Ascomycota; Eurotiomycetes; Eurotiales; Aspergillaceae
Gene: sidJ
Product: putative siderophore biosynthesis lipase/esterase
Exons: 2
Coding region: 40-1101 (353 amino acids)
Source: RefSeq, a predicted model, not a curated record